AUACAAUACUGUUGCUUUGAAGCGACGUAAUGGGAUUGACAAUUAAAAAAAAAAACCAAAAAAAAACAAAAAACAAAAAAACAGGGUUGUUCCGCGAAAGGCGGGGCGGUUGGCAACAGAUGGCGUCCGCUGCGCCGUGGGCGGAGGCAGGAAUGCAUGAGUUAAUGCAAAUCGAUUCGGGACAACUAGAGAAAAGAAGGAGUGGUCAUGUGAGUUUAGAGAGAUAGAGAGAAGAAAGAAAGAAAGAAAGAAAGAAAGAAAGUGGAGAGCAUUGUUUUAGUGCGACAGGCCCGGGGCGGUAGCGGAGAGUCGGGGCAGUUUCCUGACGAGUCGUGCGGGGAGAGGGGAGCGAAGAGCCGGCGGAACGGCGUGAAAACAGACCGCUGCUCGACCGGCGUUUGUUUAUUUAGAGGAAUUAUAUUUUCCUUUUUUUUUUUUUUUGUUUGUUUGUUUUGGCAUAUAAAAACAAAUAUGUGUUAGUAUCAGCCUAAUUGGUUUGUUUAUAUGGUAGCGGUGUGGCAAAUUCGGGGAAUUUUGAAUGUUCCACGUUUUUCUCUUGAAACGGAAAGAUAACAUUCCUGGUCAUCGAAGAAAGAGGCAAAGGAAAGAAGAGAGGACCAUUGAUGAGAAUUGGACUUUUUUAAAAAAGAAAUUGAUUAUUGAUUUCUUCAUGAAGUGUUGCGUUAAAUAUCUAUCUAUCUAUCUAAGAAAAAGGGAGACACACAGACUGAAUAUAUGUUGAAAUCAAAUUGAGAAUCUUCUUAAAAUUACUCCAGAAAUAAUACGAAUAGAAUUGAUAUUAUUGGGUGUCAAUAAAAUAUUUAGAUUUUUUUUUAAUUUUAUCUUUUUAAAAUUAAAUAAAACACUGAAAUUUUAAAUUGUAGAAUUGGGGUGGGGAGGAAAAAAAAAACAAACACAGAAAACGUUUUAAUGAAAAUAAAAAAAAACACAAAACAAUAACGCAAAAAUAACGCAAAAAAUAACAAAUAACACAAAGUCAGAAAUUGAGUUUGUUUAAAUGGUAAAGUUUAAGAACAGAUUAAUGAAAAAAUUGAGAAUUUUGACAGUUUUAGAAGUAAAACUGCAUUAUUAAUAAUAAUAAUAAUAAUAAUAAUAAUAAUAAUAAUAAUGCUAACCUCUAGCCUUUAAAUAUUAUUGAUAAAAUUUUUAAUUUGAUAGAAAGCGCUAAAAUUGGCCAUUGCGUUGUUUCAAAGUGUAUGUUUUAGAUUUUCUCCAAAAACAAUUAUUUUUUUAAAAGGAGACGGCAAAACUUUAUCUGAAGGAAAUCUGGUGUGUGUGUGUUUUAAAGGAAUUUACAACUGGGAAUUUCCUGAUUUCCUGCGCGGAGAAAAGUGUAUUACUGGAAUUCUCUUGGGAUUACAAAAACUGGAAUUUUGAGUUUUUAGUUUUGUUUUUUUUUUGUUUUCCUGGGGGGAAAAACUGGGAAUCCUUUUCAUUCGACCUUCUUUUGGAAUUUUUUUUUGGGGGAUAAAAAAACAAACCUGGGAAUAAAGUGACUGGAGAAUUUGUUGGAUUUCCAAACAACUGGUCAAGUUUCUCUUCACCCUUCUCUUGGAAUUCCCGCCGGGGGAAUUUUGUAGGUGGGGGGGAAAAAAAAAAAAAAAAAGAACUCUGAAAAUUUUCCUGGAAUUUCUCUGAAGGAGGGGGGAAAAAAAUUGGAAAUCGUGUGUGUGGGGGGGAGGAAUUCCCUGGCUUUCUGAACGUUUUGGGAACCUGAAAAUUCUUGGAUUCCCGGGAAAAGGAAAUGGGAAUGGCUGGCAAGGAUUAUGAUCAUCUCUUCAAACUGCUCAUUAUUGGAGACUCAAAUGUGGGGAAAAGCAGUCUGCUGCUCCGUUUUGCAGACAACACCUUCUCAGGCAGCUACAUCACGACGAUCGGGGUGGAUUUUAAGAUUCGCACGGUGGAAAUCGACGGCGAGAAAGUGAAGCUGCAAAUCUGGGACACGGCGGGACAGGAGAGGUUUCGCACGAUUACAUCAACGUACUACAGGAACACGCAUGGCGUGAUCAUAGUCUACGAUGUGACGAAUCCCGAGUCCUUCGUCAACGUGAAGAGGUGGCUCAACGAGAUCGUCCAGAACUGCGACAACGUGUGCAAGAUACUGGUCGGUAACAAGAGCGAGGACCCCUCUCGCAGUCAGGUGGACCCCCAGGACGCCCGCAGGUUUGGCGAGUCAAUGGGGGUACCCCUGUACGAGACCAGCGCCAAAGAGAACCUCAAUGUGGAGGAGAUGUUCAUGGGAAUGACGCGGAUGGUUUUACGAGCUAAGAAAGCAUCACAGGCCAGACUGGAGAGGAGAGGAGAUCUGGUGAAGAUCAAUAACAAGCCCAGCAAGAAGAAAUCGAAGAAGUGUUGCUGAGGGAGAGACGGGGGGAGGAGGGGGAGAGGAAACUAACAAAAACCUUUACAAUAUUUUUUUUUUUUUUCAAAAAAGCUGGGAAGAGGGAUGGAGGGAAAAGAUGGGACAGUUGUAUUUAAUUACACUGAAGACACUGAGAGAGACUUCUAGUGGAAACGUUUACCAUUGAAUUGACACUGAAGACACUGAGAGAGAC
Polyodon spathula (Mississippi paddlefish) is the source of this 2576-nucleotide messenger RNA. Its product is annotated as ras-related protein Rab-35. The record is from RefSeq and is a predicted model, not a curated record. Gene Ontology annotation, cellular component: endosome membrane; plasma membrane. Gene Ontology annotation, biological process: endocytic recycling. The transcript has 7 exons. The coding region runs from base 1766 to 2380 and encodes 204 amino acids. Gene Ontology annotation, molecular function: GTP binding; GTPase activity. Lineage: Eukaryota; Metazoa; Chordata; Actinopteri; Acipenseriformes; Polyodontidae.